UCCUCCUCUCUCUGUCUCUCUCCAAGAUAUAUUAAUUUUAUUCCGCCCACACAAAAAGUGGGGGGGUGCAAGCAAGAGAAGGAUAGGGACACGAGAACCCGGAAGAGAGAGAAGAAAGUUAGAGAGAGAGAGAGAGAGCGGUGGUGGUGGAGUUGGACCGGAGCGUUGGGGCUGUGCGGAUCGGAGGAGGUUAUGAACAGCUAAUGCCCAUUCAUUUAUUAUGGACUUGCACCAGUUGUUAAAGUACAGAUUAACAGGUGCUAACGUCUUCUACAAAAUUCCUACUGAGAACAACUUAGCAAACUCUCCUUGGACAUCUAGUCCACUGAAGUCCGAGUUCAGCAACUCCUCGUACACUCCUCUUUCAGCCCAGCUUGAGUGUGAUAAUUUGUCUGCUCUUAGCAACACUCCAGACAACCAGAGCUCUACAGAAACCAUUUCAGCCCAACCAAUAUCCCCGCUGGAAGUAGACAGCUCAUACAGACAGGCAGGUAUCCUUUGGGAGAACAUCCAAGUGAGACCUGAUCCAUUGCAUGCAACAUCAAGGCAUAAUAUGCAACACGCUUUACGGGAAAUAGAGACUGUUCUGAUGGCACCUGAUGCUGAUGAUGCAGCCACUGACACCAAGCACGAGUUGGAGGGAAACAAACCUGCUCAGCUGAUGAGGCAGCGGUCAAGGACAUGGAGUCAUGAGUCAAGACAGCCAUCACCAGGAGUUGUUCGGGCACAAUUUGCAUCUGGAUACCCCAGAGCAAGCUAUGAAUUCCGCCCAGAGAAACGUCAAAGGGAGUUAAGGGAGGAUCCACAGAGCAUUGUGAAGCAGCUGUUAACCGAGUGUGCUGAAGCAUUAAGCGAGGGCAGGAUAGAGGAGUUCAAUAAGCUUGUUCAUCAAGCUCGCGGAGUUGUUUCAAUUACUGGGGAACCAAUCCAGCGUUUAGGUGCUUACCUUCUUGAGGGUUUGGUUGCUAGACAUGGAAACUCGGGUACAAACAUAUAUCGUGCUUUGAAGUGCCAUGAGCCGGAGAGCAAUGAACUUUUGUCCUACAUGAAGAUUUUAUACACUAUCUGUCCGUACUUAAAGUUUGGCUAUAUGGCUGCCAAUGGGGCAAUUGCAGAAGUAUUAAGAAAUGAGGACAAAAUCCAUAUAAUUGAUUUCCAGAUUGCUCAAGGGACACAGUGGAUAACACUGAUACAAGCGCUAGCUGCAAGGCCUGGGGGUCCACCACAUGUGCGGAUCACUGGGAUAGACGAUCCAGUUUCACAGUAUGCCCGUGGUGAAGGUCUGGUGAUUGUAGGGAUGAUGUUGAAAGGCAUGUCCGAAGAAUUCAGGAUACCUCUGGAGUUUACCCCUCUAUCUGUCUAUGCCACUGAAGUUACAAAAGAAAUGCUUGAGAUUAGGCCUGGUGAAGCACUUGCUGUCAACUUCACUCUCCAGCUGCACCACACCCCAGAUGAGAGUGUGGAUGUUAACAACCCACGGGAUGGGUUACUCCGGAUGGUGAAAGCGCUGUCCCCGAAGGUGACUACAUUGGUGGAGCAGGAGUCGCACACCAACACGACGCCUUUCAUGAUGAGGUUUAUUGAGACCAUGGACUACUACUCUGCCAUGUUUGAGUCAAUCGAUGUGAACCUGUCACGGGACAACAAAGAGAGGAUAAAUGUGGAGCAGCACUGCCUCGCCAAGGACAUUGUGAACAUCAUCGCCUGUGAGGGGAAGGACAGGGUGGAGAGGCAUGAGCUCCUGGGGAAGUGGAAAUCAAGGCUGACCAUGGCUGGCUUCACGCCUUGCCCGCUGAGUUCGUAUGUGAACUCGGUGAUAAAGAAGCUUCUCCCAUGCUACUCUGACAAGUACACAUUGGAGGAGAAGGAUGGCGCGAUGCUUCUCGGUUGGAAGAACAGGAAGUUGAUAUCUGCUUCUGCAUGGUACUAACAGUAAGUUAAGAAGAACAUAAGAAAACAUCUCUUAUAUGUAUACUGAAUUUCCUGGUCUGCUCUCCGGAAAGAUUCCCUUUGUUGUACAUGUACAUGAUGCUGUACCCUCAGUGUCUGUAAAAUAUAGACCAGGAUAAACAUUGAAAUUAGAUUGUAGCUGUAUGGUAAUUACAAUUUUCUUGUGCUUUUAAUGUA
Messenger RNA from Phragmites australis (common reed), 2127 nucleotides. Its product is annotated as chitin-inducible gibberellin-responsive protein 1-like. NCBI's taxonomy places the organism in Eukaryota, Viridiplantae, Streptophyta, Magnoliopsida, Poales, Poaceae. Gene Ontology annotation, cellular component: nucleus. The transcript has 2 exons. Bases 221 to 1930 code for a protein of 569 amino acids. Gene Ontology annotation, biological process: regulation of DNA-templated transcription. Gene Ontology annotation, molecular function: DNA-binding transcription factor activity; sequence-specific DNA binding. The record is from RefSeq and is a predicted model, not a curated record.